CUGGUGUCCAUCGUGACAGACAGAGAGACAGACACGCCCACAACCCUGGCUCAGGUAUAUAAAAGACUCGUCCAGCCGCAGACCAGAACUUUCUCCUGGAUCCGAAGGACACCAUGAAGCUGCUCACCCAGACACUGUGCCUGUCCCUGGCUCUGGCUCUCAGCCAUGCCCACCACCAAGCUGGACAUCAAGAGGGAGGUGAGUAUCAGGAGAGGGUAUGAAGGGCCAGAAGACAACUGAACCAGGUGACUUUUUAGCUUGACACUUCUCAUGGUCACCAGAAGACAACUUGAACCAGCUAACAGUUGCAGCUUAUCGAAUGCUUUAAUACAUAACAACUAACAGUUCAAUCGAGUACAGGCUUAACUGAAUGACAACAGAGACAUAAUACAAUAUUAUUAUUAUUAUUAUUAUUAUUAUGCGGUGGAGAGGUGGAAGGUCGUUGGAAGACUGUUGCUGCAAAACAUCAAGUGAGAGACGAGGCCAUCGGUUGACAGAAAGGGAAGUGAUUAUUGCACGAGUGAUCCCAUAGGUUAACCAGCAAGUGUGGUGGAAUUGCCUUAGUAUGCCAUGCUCAUAGGCAGAAGUUAAUAGGCAAAUGACAUUCCACACACUUACUAAUGGUAAAGGAGGAGGAAGGUUGAGACGCUAUCCUGAUGAGGUAACGUUAUUUACACUACCAUAAAAAUACCUGCUUUACUGAUGGACAUGGACACUCCCACAUCAAUACCUGCUAUGCUAAUGAGGUACCAUUAAAAAAAACACUACCAUGGAUACCUGCUAUGCUGAUUAGUGAGAUAGGAAGUGAUGCGCAUUAUAGAGUUUACUAGAUGAAUGAAAUAAUGAUCCAUUCAGAUGGGCCUUUCUGAAUUUACUUUCCUAACUACAUUAGUAACAGCAGAGAUGUUAGAGGAAGGGAGAUGAUGCCGAAAGGUAGUUUCACAUUGAACAAAUGGGAAACUCUCCCCCCCCCCCCCCCCAUACAAAGUUGUAUUUCUCCUAGCUAAUUUACUUAUUGGAAAAACUUCAAUUUGGGCUUGUCUUAAAAUCGCCCAAAAAUGUACUCCUGUGACUGUUUGUGGGAAGAAUCAGUAAUAUUCGGUUAAAUCCUUUCUCAGGACACGAGGGACACGGCCAUACCGUUGGUGUUAUGCUCGACCGCUGCGAUGGGCUCGAGAUGGACGCUGUUGCUGUGAAUGAGGAAGGAAUCCCUUACUUCUUCAAGGGUGAGUCAGACUCCAGUCCUGCUAGAACCAACUGUCACUCAUUUAGCCAUUGGUCACAAGCAGAGUGUGUGAGCGGAGCUGAAGCCGAGCGAGAAGCUGAGCCCAAUUUGACUGGAGCGUGGAGCAAUAUUCCCAAAGGCUGGAGAGUCGGCAUUCUCGCCCGGUCCAGUAGCCUCCAGGUAGAACUCACUUCAGGAGCUCAGGGCGUGCCCGGACCAGCAUGCAUCUGUAGUCUACUUGUGUGCUGCUAAUAGCCCUUUGCUUUAGCUAGCGUCAUGGAGUUCGCUAAAUAUUUUCAUAAAGAAACUAAUAAAAACACACAGGUGCCAAAUCAAGAUGACUUACAAAGAUGAGGACCAAGAGCAAGCGAGGGAGUGUGGCGAUGUAGUGUCCGCUGUUAUGUGUUAGGCUUGGAUGCCACCUGCUGGUAAUGCUGCUAAACUGUUAGCUUAUAGACCGGAUGCCAUUGUUCUACGCGCGGGAAAUGGCAGUUGUUACACGCUGGCUACAUCAAACAUCCACAACUACAGAAUCGUUGACAAAGCUGAAAAGACACUUAUCCCAAAAGUAUGACGGUGUACUUACUGCGUGCACAUGCUAAAAUAAAAGACUGAGGUGGGUAGAUAAGUAAGUGUGUCACUGUAGCAAAGUAUUUAUAAACAAAAAAUCGGAUCUCUUAAACGUUUCGUUCAUUUUCCUUCUAUUAUCUAUACAAUAGGCCAUCAUUGAUUUUGGCCCAAUAGGCCUGGCAUAUUCCCACGUUCAACCAUUAGGCCUACCUAUAGAAAAAUCAAAAAACAUCUCUGCAUCUCCUCCCAGCUUGGCAAGAGUGGCCAAACGCGUGUUUAUCAUCCCCAGUGGCUCUGCAAGUGUGGAGAGGAUAUUCUCCGCUGCUGGCCGGCUCUCCAGGCACCAUGGAGAGGAUAUUCUCCGCUGCUGGCCGGCUCUCCAGGCACCAUGGAGAGGAUAUUAUCCGCUGCUGGCCGGCUCUCCAGGCACCAUCGCAUGAGUCUGAAGCCACAGACUGGCCAAACUCCUGUUUCUAAAAAUGAAUUCUAAAAAUGAACUCAAACGCACUAAUAAGUCAUUUUUCGUUUAAUUUGUAUUUAAUUCUAAGUAAGUCACAGCCUAUAUGAAAUACUUUUCAUUGAAAUCCAUAUGGUUUGGUUUCAAUACUUCAAAAACCAAUCGGUAGGUCCAGGUAGUCACAAAAAUAGAUGGGUGUCGGUUAAAUUGUGAUUUUAAUGAAUGGAGCGAAUUUGGAGCGGGAGUUUUUUUCUUCCUGUGAGCGUGGAGCGGUUUUUAGCGGAGCCGUAGGAAAGGACAUGGAGUGCUGGACUGCGCACUGCUCCACGAGCGAUGAGCGGGAUUUCCUACCAUUCAACUCUGCUCACAUGCUCUGGUCACAAGACAUGUGCUUUCUGUCAUCGAACAGGUGCAAUUCAGCACUAGGUCUACAAAAUCAAAUGUAUUUUAUGAAGCCCUUUUUACAUCUGCAAUUGUCACAAAGUGCUUUACAGAUACCCAGCCUAAAACCUCAAAGAGCAAGCAAAUCUGAAAGAGCAAGCAAUGCAGGGGCAGAAGCAUAGUGGCUAGGAAAAACUCCAUAGAAGGCAGGAACCUAGGAAGAAACCUAGAGAGGAACCAGGCUCCAAGGGGUGUCCAAUCCAUAUUGUUCAGCUAUUAAUGCAUACUGAAUCCGUUUUGUAAGCAAGCUGAGGAAACUAGGGUGGGCUCUGUGGAACUUCCUUUUCUCUAUUCCCAUGUUGGUUGACCAAAGGUGUUCCCUGCCAGGUGACCAUGUGUUCAAGGGUUUCCACGGUAAAGCCGAGCUCUCCAACCAAUCAUUCGCUGAGCUGGAGGACCAUCAACACCUGGGGCACGUGGACGCUGCAUUCCGUAUGCACUUUGAAGACAGACCCACUGAGCACGACCACAUCUUCCUUUUCCUGGUACAGUCCAUACUGCCUCCCAUAGAAACACUUGGUACAGUCCAUACUGCCUCCCUUAGAAACACUUGGUACGGUCCAUACUGCCUCCCUUAGAAACACUUGGUACAGUCCAUACUGCCUCCCUUAGAAACACUUGGUACAGUCCAUACUGCCUCCCUUAGAAACACUUGGUACAGUCCAUACUGCCUCCCUUAGAAACACUUGGUACAGUCCAUACAUACUGCAUCCCUUAGAAACACUUGGUAAAACCAUACUGCCGCCCAUAGAAACACUUGGUACAGUCCAUACAUACUGCCUCCCAUAGAAACACUUGAUAAAGUCCAUACAUUCUGCACCCGUUAGAAACACUUGGUACAGUCCAUACAUACUGCACCCGUUAGAAACACUUGGUACAGUUCAUACAUACUGCCUCCCAUAGAAACACUUGGUACAGGCCAUACAUACUGCAUCCCUUAGAAACACAUGGUACAGUCCAUACAUACUGCAUCCCUUAGAAACAUUUGGUACAAUCCAUACAUACUGCAUCCCUUAGAAACACUUGGUACAGUCCAUACAUACUGCCUCCCAUAGAAACACUUGAUACAGGCCAUACAUACUGCAUCCCUUAGAAACACUUGGUACAGUCCAUACAUACUGCAUCCCUUAGAAACAAUUGGUACAGUCCAAACAUACUGCAUCCCUUAGAAACACUUGGUACAGUCCAUACAUACUGCAUCCCUUAGAAGCACUUGGUACAGUCCAUACAUACUGCCUCCCAUAGAAACACUUGGUACAGUCCAUACAUACUGUCCUCCAAUAGAAACACUUGGUACAGUCCCAUACAUACUGCAUCCCUUAGAAACAUUUGGUACAGUCCAUACAUACUGCAUCCCUUAGAAACACUUGGUACAGCCCAACAUACUGCAUCCCUUAGAAACACUUGUAACAGUCCAUACAUACUGCAUUCCCUUAGAAGCACUUGGUACAGUCCAUACAUACUGCCUCCCAUAGAAACACUUGGUACAGUCCAUACAUACUGCCUCCAAUAGAAACACUUGGUACAGUCCAUACAUACUGCAUCCCUUAGAAACAUUUGGUACAGUCCAUACAUACUGCAUCCCUUAGAAACACUUGGUACAGUCCAAACAUACUGCAUCCCUUAGAAACACUUGGUACAGUCCAUACAUACUGCAUCCCUUAGAAACACUUGGUACAGUCCAUACAUACUGCCUCCCAUAGAAACACUUGGUACAGUCCAUACAUACUGCAUCCCUUAGAAACAUUGGUACAGUCCAUACAUACUGCAUCCCUUAGAAACACUUGGUACAGUCCAUACAUACUGCAUCCCUUAGAAACACUUGGUACAGUCCAUACAUACUGCAUCCCUUAGAAACACUUGGUACAGUCCAUACAUACUGCCUCCCAUAGAAACACUUGGUACAGUCCAUACAUACUGCAUCCCUUAGAAACAUUUGGUACAGUCCAUACAUACUGCAUCCCUUAGAAACACUUGGUACAAUCCAUACAUACUGCAUCCCUUAGAAACACUUGGUACAGUCCAUACAUACUGCAUCCCUUAGAAACACUUGGUACAGUCCAUACAUACUGCAUCCCUUAGAAACACUUGGUACAGUCCAUACAUACUGCAUCCCUUUGAAACACUUGGUACAGUCCAUACAUACUGCAUCCCUCCUACAAAAAAGUUCCAAUGUUGUUCUAAAGGACUCAUACAUGUUCCCAUGUUGUUCUAAAGGACUCAUAAAGUUCAUAAAAGUUAUAAUUAACAUUUUAAAUUCCCCUCCAACAAGGACUCAUAAAAGUUAUAAUGUUGCUCUGAGUAGAGGCUGAGUUGCUCUGAGUAGAGGAUGAGUUGCUCUGAGUAGAGGAUGAGUUGCUCUGAGUAAAGGCUGAGUUGCUCUGAGUAGAGGAUGAGUUGCUCUGAGUAGACGAUGAGUUGCUCUGAGUAGAGGCUGAGUUGCUCUGAGUAGAGGCUGAGUUGCUCUGAGUAGAGGCUGAGUUGCUCUGAGUAGAGGAUGAGUUGCUCUGAGUAGAGGCUGCGUUGCUCUGAGUAGAGGAUGAGUUGCUCUGAGUAGAGGCUGAGUUGCUCUGAGUAGAGGCUGAGUUGCUCUGAGUAGAGCUGAGUUGCUCUGAGUAGAGGAUGAGUUGCUCUGAGUAUAGGCUGAGUGCUCUUGAGUACGAGGCUGAGUUGCUCUGAGUAGAGGCUGAGUUGCUCUGAGUAGAGGCUGAGUUGCUCUGAGUAGAGGCUGAGUUGCUCUGAGUAGAGGCUGAGUUGCUCUGAGUAGAGGAUGAGUUGCUCUGAGUAGAGGAUGAGUUGCUCUGAGUAGAGGAUGAGUUGCUCUGAGUAGAGGCUGAGUUGCUCUGAGUAGAGUGAGUGCUGAGUUGAGCUGAUUGCUGAGUAGAGGCGAGUGCUCUGAGUAAGUAGUUGCUCUGAGUAGAGGAUGAGUUGCUCUGAGUAGAGGCUGAGUUGCUCUGAGUAGAGGCUGAGUUGCUCUGAGUAGAGGAUGAGUUGCUCUGAGUAGAGGCUGAGUUGCUCUGAGUAGAGGAUGAGUUGCUCUGAGUAGAGGCGGAGUUGCUCUGAGUAGAGGAUAGUGCUCUGAGUAGAGAUGAGUUGCUCUGAUAGAGGAUAGUUGCUCUGAGUAGAGGCUGAGUUCUCUGAGUAGAGGCUGAGUUGCUCUGAGUUAAGGCUAGUUGCUCUGAUGAGAUGCUCUGAGUAGAGGAUGAGUUGCUCUGAGUAGAGGAUGAGUUGCUCUGAGUAGAGGAUGAGUUGCUCUGAGUAGAGGAUGAGUUGCUCUGAGUAGAGGAUGAGUUGCUAUGUAUAUAUAUUAUUCAUAUUAUUCACUAAAGAAGCCAGGUCCUAAAUCCACUUUUUAAUUAGCUCACUGACUGAGGUGGCUGACCUCUGACCUCUGUCCUGUAUUGCUCUGAUGAAGGACACCAAGGUAUUCAGCUACUACAAACACAUGCUGGAGAAGGGCUUCCCCAAAGACAUCUCUGAGGUGUUCCCUGGUAUCCCUGACCACCUGGAUGCUGCUGUGGUGUGUCCUGCGCCCGAAUGUGAGGAAGACACCGUCAUCUUUUUCAAGGGUGAGUCAAUAUCUCAAUAUCUUUUGUGCGAUCGAUCUUGUUGCAAGGAAACUAUCCCUAUGGAAGAUAACAAGGCAUUAUAAAAGGCACUGGAAAAAUAGCGCCACCAUGUGGUGGUUUUACGAUAGAGCUGCCGGUUAAGAGUAUAGGAGCAACUGUCCCAGCGUCCCGGUAAGGGGACGAAAAUGACCAGUAGGAGACCAGGAGUGUACAGAACACAUGUUGACCAGUAGGAGACCAGUAGUGUAGAGAACACAUGUUGACCAGUAGGAGACCAGUAGUGUAGAGAACACAUGUUGACCAGUAGGAGACCAGUAGUGUACAGAACACAUGUUGACCAGUAGGAGACCAGUAGUGUAGAGAACACAUGUUGACCAGUAGGAGACCAGUAGUGUACAGAACACAUGUUGACCAGUAGGAGACCAGUAGUGUACAGAACAAUUUGACCAGUAGGAGACCAGUAGUGUACAGAACACAUGUUGACCCAGUAUGAGAACCUAGUAGUGUACAGUAACACAUGUUGACCAGUAGGAGACCAGUAGUGUACAGAACACAUGUUGACCAGUAGGAGACCAGUAGUGUACAGAACACAUGUUGACCAGUAGGAGACCAGUAGUGUACAGAACACAUGUUGACCAGUAGGAGACCAGUAGUGUACAGAACACAUGUUGACCAGUAGGAGACCAGUAGUGUACAGAACACAUGUUGACCAGUAGUAGACCAGUAGUGUACAGAACAAUGUUGACCAGUAGAGACCAUUAGUGUACAGAACACAUGUUUGACCAGUAGGAGAACCAGUAGUGUACAGAACACAUGUUGACCAGUAGUGAGACCAGUAGUGUACAGAACACAUGUUGACCAUAGGAGACCAGUAGUGUACAGACACAUGUUGACCAGUAAGAGACCAGUAGUGUACAGACACAUGUUGACCAGUAGGAGACCAGUAGUGUACAAACACAUGUUGACCAGUAGGAGAACCCAGUAGUGUACAGAACACAUGUUGACCAGUAGGAGACCAGUAGUGUACAGAACACAUGUGACCAGUAGGAGACCAGUAGUGUACAGAACACAUGUUGACCAGUAGGGAACCAGUAGUGUACAGACACACAUGUUGACCAGUAGGAGACCAGUAGUGUAACAGAACACAUGUUGACCAGUAGGACACCAGUAGUGUACAGAACACAUGUUGACCAGUAGGAGACCAGUAGUGUAGAGAACACAUGUUGACCAGUAGGAGACCAGUAUGUACCAGAACACAUGUUGACCAGUAGGAGACCAGUAGUGUACAGAACACAUGUUGACCAGUUGAGACCAGUAGUGUACAAACACAUGUUGACAGUAGUAGACCAGUAGUGUACAGACACAUGUUGACCAGUAGGAGACCAGUAGUGUACAGAACACAUGUUGACCAGUAGGAGCCAGUAGUGUACAGAACACAUGUUGACCAGUAGAAGACCAGUAGUGUACAGAACACAUGUUGACCAGUAGGAGACCAGUAGUGUAAAAACACCAUGUUGACCAUAGGAGACCAGUAGUGUACGAACACAUGUUUGACCAGUAGAAGACCAUUAGUGUACAAAACACAUGUUGCCAGUAAUGAGACCAUAUGUACAGAACACAAUUUUUGACCAGUAGUAGACACAGUAGUGUACAACACAUGUUGACCAGUAUGAGACCAUUAGUGUACAAAAACACAUUUUUGACCAGUAGGAGACCAUAGUGUACAGAACACAUGUUGACCAUUAGGACGCCAGUAGUGUACAGAACACAUGUUGACCAGUAUAGCCCCAGUAUGUACAGAACACAUUUUGACCAGUAGUAGCCCAGGAGUGUACAGAACACAUGUUGACCAGUAGGAGACCAGUAGUGUACAGAACACAUGUUGACCUAGGAGACCAUAGUGUCAAAACACAUGUUGACCAGUAGGAGACCAGUAGUGUACAAAACCCCAUGUUGACCAGUAGGAGAACCAUAGUGUACAGAACACAUGUUGACCCAGUAGCAGAACCAUAGUGUACAGAACACAUGUUGACCAGUAGGAGACCAGUAGUGUACAGAACACAUGUUUGACCAGUAGGAGACCAGUAGUGUAACCAGAACACAUGUUGACCAGUAGUAGACCAGUAGUGUACAGAACAAUGUUGACUCAUUAGGAGACCAGUAGUGUACAGAACACAUGUUUGACCAGUUGGAGACCAGUAGUGUUACAGAACACAUGUUGACCAGUAGUGAGACCAGUAGUGUACAGAACACAUGUUGACCAGUAGGAGACCAGUAGUGUACCGAACACAUGUUGACCAGUAGGAGACCAGUAGUGUACAGAACACAUGUUGACCAGUAGGAGACCAGUAGUGUACAGAACACAUGUUGACCAGUAGGAGACCAGUAGUGUACAGAACACAUGUUGACCAGUAGGAGACCAGUAGUGUACAGAACACAUGUUGACCAGUAGAAGACCAGUAGUGUACAGAACACAUGUUGACCAGUAGGAGACCAGUAGUGUACAGACACAUGUGAGUGAGACCAGUAGUGUACAGAACCAUGUUGACCAGUAGGAGACCAGUAGUGUACAGAACACAUGUUGACCAGUAGGAGACCAGUAGUGUACAGAACACAUGUUGACCAGUAGGAGACCAGUAGUGUACAGAACACAUGUUGACCAGUAGGAGACCAGUAGUGUAGAGAACACAUGUUGACCAGUAGGAGACCAGUAGUGUACAGAACACAUGUUGACCAGUAGAAGACCAGUAGUGUACAGAACACAUGUUGACCAGUAUGAGACCAGUAGUGUACAGAACACAUGUUGACCAGUAGAAGACCAGUAGUGUACAGAACACAUGUUGACCAGUAUGAGACCAGUAGUGUACAGAACACAUGUUGACCAGUAGUAGACCAGUAGUGUACAGACACAUGUUGACCAGUAGGAGACCAGUAGUGUACAGAACACAUGUUGACCAGUAGGAGACCAGUAGUGUACAGAACACAUGUUGACCAGUAGGAGACCAGUAGUGUACAGAACACAUGUUGACCAGUAUGAGACCAGUAGUGUACAGAACACAUGUUGACCAGUAGUAGACCAGUAGUGUACCGACACAUGUUGACCAGUAGGAGACCAGUAGUGUACAGAACACAUGUUGACCAGUAGGAGACCAGUAGUGUACAGAACACAUGUUGACCAGUAGAAGACCAGUAGUGUACAGAACACAUUUUGACCAGUAUAAGACCAGUAGUGUACAGAACACAUGUUGACCAGUAGGAGACCAGUAGUGUACAGAACACAUGUUGACCAGUAGAAGACCAGUAGUGUACAGAACACAUGUUGACCAGUAUGAGACCAUAGUGUACCAGAACACAUGUUGACCAGUAGUAGACCAGUAGUGUACAGACACAUGUUGACCAGUAUGAGACCAGUAGUGUACAGAACACAUGUUGACCAGUAGGAGACCAGUAGUGUACAGAACACAUGUUGACCAGUAGGAGACCAGUAGUGUACAGAACACAUGUUGACCAGUAUGAGACCAGUAGUGUACAGAACACAUGUUGACCAGUAGUUUACCAGGAGUGUACAGAACACAUGUUGACCAGUAGGAGAACCAUAGUGUACAGAACACAUGUUACCAUAGGAGACCGUAGUGUACAAACACAUGUUGACCAGUAGGAGACCAGUAGUGAAACAGAACACACGUUGACCAGUAGGAGCCAGUAGUGUACAAAACACAUGUUGACCAGUAGGAGACCAGUAGUGUACAAAAACCAUGUUGACCAGUAGGAGACCAGUAGUGUACAAAACACUUUUUGACCAGUAGGAGACCAGUAUUUGUACAGAACACAUGUUGACCAUAGGAGACCAGUAGUGUACAAACACAUGUUGACCAGUGGGAGACCAUUAGUGUACAGAACAUGUUGACCAGUAGGAACCAGUAGUGUACAGAACAAGUUGACCAGUAGGAGACCAGUAGUGUACAAAACCACAUUUGACCAGUAGGAGACCAGUAGUGUACGAACACAUGUUUGACCAUAUAGGAGACCAUAGUGUACAGAACACAUGUUGAACAUAGGAGACCAGUAGUGUACAGAACACAUGUUGACCAGUAGGAGACCAGAAAUGUACAGAACACAUGUUGAACAAAAGGGACCAGUAUUGUACGAACACAUGUUGACCAGUAGGAAAACCAGUAGUGUACAGAACACAUGUUGACCAAAAGGAGACCAUAGUGUCAAAACACAUGUUGACCAGUAGGAGACCAGUAGUGUACAGAACACAUGUUACCAUUAGGAGACCAGUAGUGUACAAAACACAUGUUGACCAGUAGGAGACCAGUAGUGUACAGAACCAUGUUGACCAGUAGGAGACCAGUAGUGUAAAAAAACACAUGUUGAACAGUAGGAGACCAGUUGUACGAACACAUGUUGACCAUUAGGAGACCAUAGUGUACAGAACACAUGUUGACCAGUAGAAGACCAGUAGUGUACAGAACACAUGUUGACCAGUAGGAGACCAGGAGUGUACAGAACACAUGUUGACCAGUAGGAGACCAGUAGUGUACAGAACACAUGUUGACCAGUAGGAGACACUAGCUGGAUUGUGGUUUGAGGUGCUGGCUUGGGCACCGAUAGCUGCAGGUCUGGCUGGCAGUCUGCAGACGGAGGCGGAGCAGGCUGGAGUGCUGGCGGUUGCUGGUCGGGCUGCAGCUCUGGCGAUGUCUCAACUUGCUCGAGCUCUGUUGUUGGCAGGUCAAGCUGUAGCACUGGCAACGGUUUAUCUGGCUCAGGCUGCUGCUCAUGGUAAGAUUGGCCAUAUUGUUUCUUCCCAGGUGAUGACAUCUACCACUACAAUGUGAAGACGAAGAAGGUUGAGGAGAAGAUGUUUGAGGGCAUGCCCAACUGCACCAGCGCAUUCCGCUUCAUGGAGCAUUACUACUGUUUCCAUGGACACCAGUUCUCCAAGUUCGACCCUAAGACAGGGGAGGUGCACGGGAGGUACCCCAAGGAGGCCCGCGACUACUUCAUGAAGUGCUCCAAGUUCGGUGAGUGACAAAAGACAACAGAAAGUUUGUGUAUGUGUUUGAAAGAGCGAGCGAUUAAGAGAGAGAGAGAGAUGAGAGAGGGGGGGGGGGGGUGGUGGUAGAGAGUGGUGCGAGAGAGUGUGAGAGAGAGAGAUAUGAGUGUGAGAGAGAGAGAUAGAGAGGAGAGAGAGAGAGAGAGAGAAGGAGAGAGAGGAGAGAGAGAGAGAGAGAGAGAGAGAGAGAGAGAGAGAGAGAGAGAGAGAGAGAGAGAGAGAGAGAGAGAAGUCUCCUCAUCACACCAAACCUGAGGACGAAUAGUAUCUAACACAAACAGGUCCUGCUCCUGUAUUGUGUCCCUGCUACAGGAGACACCACAGACCACACCGAGAGAGAGCGCUGCAGCCAUGUGCACCUGGACGCCAUCACCUCUGACGAUGCCGGAAACAUCUACGCCUUCAGAGGUCAUAUUACUGUUGCUUACUGUAGGGCCUUGGUGGGGAUGGAUGUUUUUCCCACAUAAAAUAGUCAAAUCAUUGCAACAUUACAACAUGAAACAGUCAAAUCACCACAAUAUUACAACAUGAAACAGUCAAAUCACCGCAAUAUUACAACAUGAAACAGUCAAAUCACCGCAAUAUUACAACAUGAAACAGUCAAAUCACCGCAAUAUUACAACAUGAAACAAUCAAAUUACUGCAAUGUUACAACAGAAAACAGUUGAAUCACUGCAACAGUUCGACCACCUCACUUUAACCAAUCAUCACACUUUUAUUGCAUGAAAUGGUUCAAUCAAGCCACACAUCAAUCAAUCUUCACAAAUGUCUAUGCAACAUUUCAGAAUUGAGCAUUUUUGCCCGCAACUAUCACAGGGAGGGAUUGAUUGUCCAAGUCUAUCACAAAAAAUCGUUACGACCAUCCUGGAGGGAUUGAUUGUCUAAGUCUAAUUCCGAUUUACAUUAUAUCGUUGCAUCGAGCAUUUUGAGAUUGCUGUUGUCUUGUUUGUUUAUGAGUAAUAUGUUCCUCCUAUUUCUCUCCUGUCCUGACCUCUCCUACUGACCUCUCCUCCCGACCCUUGACCUUUAGGCCACCACUUCCUGGAGCAAGAUGCUGGCAAUGACACGUGGUCAGCCGACACCAUCGAGAGCGAAUUCAAGGAGCUGCACAGCGAGGUGGAUGCCGUCUUCUCUUAUGAAAACCACCUCUACAUGAUCAAGGUAGGCUACUGUCGGCUACUGCAGAGACACACACACACACACACACACACACACACACACACCACACACACACACACACACACACACACACACACCUCGGACAGAAGAGGGCAGAUAUAAAGAGAUCAGGAGAAGGGAUUUGUUAGCUGGACUUGUAGCAAGAAUCUAGAUGAGCUCUUGCUCUAAUGCCAGAGAUUCAGUGAGACUAGCCAAAGUUUUGACAUGCAGCAUCCAGAUGUUCUGAAUGAGAGGUAACUCGCUUCAAUCAAGCCACAGUGUAUAGCAGUAGUUGUGGGUUUGAUAGUUAAUCAUAGAACCAUGUUCACGUCUGUAUCUAUGUAAUGUAUUGCAACAUGCACUUUAAGGGACCACAAUGGAAGUAAUGUAUUGACUUUAUUGUGUUAUCUCUGACCAGUUUUAAAAUGUGUACAUGUAUUUUUAAACUGUCAAAUCAAAUCAAUCAAAUCAAAUCAAUCAAAUCGUAACCAACACUCCUCUCGUUGUGUGCAGGAUGAUGAGGUGUAUGUUUACAGAGUUGGGGAGCCCCACACCCACCUAGAGGGGUACCCCAAACCCCUGAAGAAGGAGCUGGGAGUGGAGGGCCCUAUCGACGCUGCCUUUGUGUGUCAGGACCAUCACAUCGCUCACAUCAUUAAAGGUAAAUGUGGGACAUAUACUCACCCACAUUCUCUACUAUAUGGGCUUUCACUUCAGCCAUGUCCAACACAACAAAUCAACAUGUACAUACUCAAGGUGCAAUAUACACACGAAGGCCACUAACAGGUACUCCCUGUAACAUGUUUUCACUCAGAGAUGGGUAUAAAUGAGAGAUAGAUGGAUUGAUUGAGCUUCUCCCUCCCCCAUCCCAGGUAAAACAGUCUAUGCUGUUGACCUGAAUGCCUCCCCACGUGUUCCAGUUAAAGAACGCUCCUUCACCCUCUUCGACAAGGUGGACACUGGCAUGUGUGGCCCAGAUGGCGUGAAGUUGUUCAAGGGGAACCACUACUACCACUUUCCGAGCGUUAAGAUCAUGCUGAUGGCCAGGGCUAUUCCUCAGGAGCACAAGACAGCCCUGGAGCUGUUUGGCUGUGACCACUAGAGGCUGGGAAAGCAGAGAGAAUCAAGUUAUGUACAACAGCAACAACAACAACAACAACAACA
Molecule: messenger RNA, 13643 nt
Organism: Coregonus sp. 'balchen'
Lineage: Eukaryota; Metazoa; Chordata; Actinopteri; Salmoniformes; Salmonidae
Source: the annotation of a GenBank genome assembly